AUGGCCGCUGUCCAGCAACUGCUGGUAAGCCCAUCGCCCGCGCCAGCAUCUGUGCCUUCACAGCGAAUCACCAGCCAAAGCGCAGAGUCUGGCAGCAUGGACGUUGAUGGCAGCGCCGGCAAUGACCCGGUUAUGAUUGACAGCGGACUGAUGAAGGGCGCGCCGCAGACGGGCGAUGCUCGGAUCGUCGUCAUCGUGUAUGGGCAGGGGCAGGACAGCGUCGUCUCUGUUUUCGCAGAGGUUCUGGGCAAGCCGGUCAAGCUGAAGCAGCACUUUAAAGAUGUUGAUCGUGAGGACGAGGGCUUCGUCAUUGGCCUGCCGCUUGGAGACGCCAAACACGACGUGGAGGAGAGGGACCAGCAGCUCCUCGUGGCGAUUAAUGCCCACUGCCUGAUGGCCAAAUCGAGGACCUUCUUCAUCUCCACCACAUUUCCAGACGUUCAUGCGGCUCUUCCCAACUUGGAUAUUCUCACCGUUGGGGCUGAUGCGGUCGAGAUCCGUGUGGAUCUUCUGCGCGAGCCCAAGGGCGACGGCGCCUUUUCUGAUAUCCCGAGCCUGAGCUACGUCGGACAACAGGUCAUGCUACUGCGCCAGAGAACAGAGCUUCCCAUCAUCUUCACCACCAGAUGCACAAAUGAAAAUGGAAAGUUUCCCAUGGACAAGCCCGACUUGUACUAUGAAUACCUCUACCGGGCCGUCCAGUGGGGCGUCGAGUAUAUCGAUGUUGAGUUGUGGCUGCCCGAGCAUAUUCGAAAGAAGCUAUACGAAAAGAGGGGGAACUCUCGCAUCAUGUCUGCAUUCCACGACUUCUCGGGCACGUUCAAGUGGCCGUCGCAAUACGCACAGGACGUCUUCGUAAAAUCCAAGCAGUAUGCCGAUAUCGUCAAGAUGAUUGCCAUAAUCAACGACCACAACGAGAACUUUGAGCUUGAGUACUUCCGCUCAAAGAUCAAGGCCGAGUAUCCAGACGCGCCACCACUCUCGGCUGUCAAUAUGGGCGAAAUUGGCCAGUUUUCAAGAACACUAAACACGGUAUUCUCACCCAUCACGCAUCCCCUCCUACCCAUCAUCGCGGCUCCCGGCCAGAUGAGCACGGCCGAGAUCAACGGCGCCCUGGCACUGCUCGGCCAGCUUCCAAAGAAGUACUUUUACGGCAUCAGCAGCGCUGCUGCUCGGAAUAUUGCCCCGCGAGCGCCCUUUUACGAGAAAUGCUUCAACGAGCUGGGGCUACCGCACCAAUUUGCUGUGGUAGAGCGCCAGCACAACAACCCGGCAGGUAUCCAGGCAUGGUGCAACCAGAGAGACUUUGGAGGUGCCUAUCUCGACCCGGGAUUGUCGUACCAGACCAUCAUGAGGCACAAUCCUUGGUUUGCGACGCUGCAGAACGGCAAAGGGCCAAUUCUGUCCGAGGCGGCACAGGGGAUCGGUAUCAUUGACACAAUCGUUGUGAAGCCUGCGGCUUCCGGAUUGAACGCGACACCGCCUUCUCAAUAUGACGGCACAUUACCGCCGGGAGGGCAGCCGGGCUUGACCUCGAACACCUCAUUAGUCUUUGACAAUGCCAGUUGGAGAGGCAUCCUGUCUACACUAACCCGUGAUCUAGCCCCCUCUGCAUACUUUGACCGCACAGCAGUAGUGCUAGCAUUGACUGCCGACGACGCCGCGCCAGUCUUCUUUGCGCUGAAAGCCCUCAAGAUGUCAAAGAUAUACACCGUUGGCUUCAGGACGCCAUCGACAUUGGCCCGAAACGCGCCCCCGAUCGAACAAUUCAUCAGCAUGGAAAGCCUUCAGCGUGCCCGAUCCGUGGCAGACAACCGAGCGCCAUUCGUUAUCAUAUCGGCCCUUGGCCGAGGCAAGAGCAACAUUGUCGGCAUGUUGCUGCGAGUUUUUGGAGAGGCCGAUCCCGAAGCGUCAUCGAACACGAAAAAGGUCUUUUUGAACCUGGCCGAGGCGGCAUCGCACCAGAAGAACGAUCCCGUUGCAGUUGCCGAACAGAGCGGGUUUACCGCAUACGAUGCGGCUGACGUUGCGGCCUUUACGACGGUCGAGAGCCUGCGGCUGCUUGUUGGCCAAAACGUACCAUACAGCUUCGUACGACUGGCUAGCGGUAGGAACUUGUUCUGA
Trichoderma atroviride IMI 206040 is the source of this 2124-nucleotide messenger RNA. The record is from RefSeq and is a predicted model, not a curated record. Lineage: Eukaryota; Fungi; Ascomycota; Sordariomycetes; Hypocreales; Hypocreaceae.